GUUAAUUUGAACCAAUCGGUGAUCCAACCGGUGACAGCGGAAUGCAACACUCGCACGGCAUCAACAUACAGUGUGCUGCGAAAGAACCCUAAAUAUUCAAUUUUGUGGGUUCCAGAGAAAAGUAUCUCCAGAAACAAGAGGAUUAAUAAGGACAUGGAUACAUCAAAAUCUGAACAAUGGUACAAAAUGAAAAUAGAAGAAUUAGAAAAAAAGCUAGAUAGUAGAAAUUUGAAGAUUGACAGUUUAGCUAAAGAACUAAAACUUCGUUCUGAUGAAUUGUCUCGACAAAUAGAAAAGCAUCAGAUUGUUUGCGAGGCUCGAGAUGAGAGUAAAUUUAGAGUUGUUCAAUUAGAGAAGGAUGUGGCUGUACUGAGAAAAGAGAAUGAUGAUCUGAUGUCUCAGCUGAACGAACAGAAAAUAGUUAAAAAUUCUAAAGAAUUAUCUCUGGAGGCUGUAGUUGCAAGUUGUGCAGACCAGAUUAAGAAGUAUGAAGAAAAAAUAGAGGCAUAUGAGAUCAAGUUUUCUCAGCUUGAAACCAGUACAAGUGUAUGUCUCUCAGAAAAGUCUUUUGAAAAGAGAAGUAAUGUCGCCAACAAUGAAGAUGGUCUUAAAAUAUUACAAUUGGAGAGUGAUAUAAAAUUAUUAAGUCUGGAAAAUGAAGAUUUAAAAUCAAAACUUAAAGAAGAGAAGGAAAGAAAAAAUUCUAAUAUAAAAGCAUUUGAAACCCACAUUAAAAGUUGUACAGACCAGCUUCAGAAAUAUGAACAGACAAUUAAGGAUUGUGAAUCGAAGAUAACUUACCUUGAAACGAAAGGCAAAGAAAUGGUAUGCAGAUGUGAAGAACAUCUCAGUGAAAUCAAGAAUCUCCAGACUCAACUUGAAAUUCAUCAAAAUUGUGAAAAGAAAUUAGAGGAAGAGAAGCUGACUGUUGCCCAACUGCAAAAAGAACUUGAAAAUUUGAAAUCUUUGGAAACUACUGAGAUCAAAAUCAUGCCUUCAAUGGGAUCAGUUACCAGAGAGGUCAUAGAAUUACAAGAGUGUAAGGAUAUUCUCAAAACUUUCUCUGAGCUACAAAGAAAUCUGCAAAUGAAAUUUGAACACGAGAUGAAAGAUAAGCUGCAACAAAUAGAAGAGACAAUAUCAAAAGAACAUGAUAUUUUGAAUGUGAAAAGUCCAGAAAACCUUACAGAGGCUCAACUUCCAAAGGCAGGAGAACCUGAGGAAUGGCAGGAAUCAGAAGAUAUUUCUGCAAAAUCUCAGAAGGUACAACAAAAAGCAACAAAUGCUGAAGCAAAGGAUUUGCUAUCUCAGAAAAUAGUUAAACCAAAAGCUACUUCUAAGAAGGGAAAAGUUGAAAAAGAUCAAUCUUUAUACAUGCCCAUAAAAACUCAAAAUAAGAGAACGCAAAAUAUGGUAAAAACUGAAGUGAAGGAUUUAGAAUCACCAAAAACAGUUAAACCAAAUGUUGCCAGCACUUCUGAGAAGGUAUUGGAGGAAAAAGUCAAAAAAGAAGAUAAUUCUGAACGCACUCCCUUAAAACCCCAAAAUAGGAAGCCACAAAAACCUACAAAAACUGAAGUGAAGAAAAACAAAAAGAUAAAAGAUGAUGAAAAUGUAUAUUCUUCUAUUAAUCCUAAGGAUUCUCUUUUUGAAAACAUGAAAACUGCUGCGGAGAAUGUUAGUCCUAUUCCAAAGCAAGGGGGAAGGCAGUUGAGAACCCGGAGAAAAGUGUAAUAUUUACCAGCAAGAAAUUGUAUUGUCAGAAGUGUUCCUGACUGAUUUUGUGUUCCUUGAAACUGUGAUUUGGAGACUGUUUUAUUAUUCUGACUGACAAGGGUGAUAUUUUAUUAGUUUCUAAUGAUUUAAUUUAUACGAAAAAUUUCUCUUACAUUUUUUAUUAUUUUUUCUCAAAGAACGAAUAUUUUAUGCAUUAUUUUUACAUUAGAAACCAGUAUAUUUUAAUCACAUAUUUGUAAUUUUUUGCCUUCACGUUGUAACAAUGUUCAGUUGUAUUUUAUUAUGAAAUUAAGAAGUAGAUAUCAGCACAAAAAUGACAAUUCUGAUAAAUUUAAUAUUUAUGUGCCUG
Molecule: messenger RNA, 2086 nt
Organism: Gryllus bimaculatus (two-spotted cricket)
Lineage: Eukaryota; Metazoa; Arthropoda; Insecta; Orthoptera; Gryllidae
Source: the annotation of a GenBank genome assembly